AGGUGGAGUGGGUGGAGCUGAACGAUGGCGGGUGCGUCAGUGAAGGUGGCGGUGCGAGUCCGUCCGUUCAACUCCCGAGAGAUGGGACGCAACGCCAAGUGUGUGAUCCAGAUGCAGGGAAACACCACGUGUAUCUCCAACCCCAAACAACCCAAAGAUGGAGCCAAGAACUUCACCUUUGACUAUUCCUACUGGUCACACACGACGAAUGACGACCCCAGCUUUGCGUCUCAGAGGCAGGUGUAUAAAGACAUUGGAGAGGAGAUGCUGCUGCACGCCUUUGAAGGAUACAAUGUGUGUAUUUUUGCGUACGGCCAGACUGGUGGAGGAAAGAGCUACACCAUGAUGGGCAAACAGGAGCCUGGACAGGAGGGGAUCAUACCACAGCUGUGUGAAGAACUAUUUCAGAGAACAGGAGAAAACACAGAUCCUGACCUGACAUACUCUGUGGAGGUGUCCUACAUGGAGAUCUACUGUGAGCGGGUCCGGGAUCUACUAAACCCAAAGUCCCAGGGGACUCUGCGGGUUCGAGAGCAUCCCAUUCUGGGGCCUUAUGUGGAAGACCUGUCCAAACUCGCCGUGACCGGAUUCACCGACAUCCGGGAUCUGAUGGAUGCUGGCAACAAAGCCCGGACAGUUGCAGCCACAAAUAUGAACGAGACCUCGUCCAGGUCUCACGCCGUCUUCACCAUUGUCUUCACCCAAAAACGUCGAGACCAGAUGACCAGCCUGGAUACUGAGAAGGUCAGUAAGAUCAGUCUGGUCGAUCUGGCUGGAAGCGAGCGAGCUGACUCGUCGGGGGCAAAGGGCACCAGGCUCAAGGAAGGAGCGAACAUCAAUAAAUCUCUGACCACGUUGGGAAAGGUGAUAUCAGCUUUAGCUGAAAUGCAGAGCAGUAAGAAGAGGAGAAGUGAUUUUAUUCCCUACAGAGACUCUGUUCUCACCUGGCUACUGAAGGAAAACCUGGGAGGAAACUCUCGGACGGCCAUGAUUGCUGCUCUAAGUCCUGCUGACAUCAACUAUGAAGAAACACUGAGCACCCUGAGAUAUGCUGACCGUGCCAAACAGAUUCGUUGUAACGCUGUGAUCAAUGAAGAUCCAAACGCCAAACUGAUCAGAGAGCUGAAGGCUGAAGUGGAACGACUGAGAAACCUGCUGUUCUCACAGGGCCUGCAGGAACUGCUGGAUAAUGCUGGUAUAUACACAUCUCACAGUAUACACGAUACUGGAAUAUAUAUAUACAUUAUAAAAAAACUUUACUGUUAUAUACACAUCUCACAGGUUGGACAACAGGACGUGGACAUCAAACUUUCCGGACACUUUAUAAAGGAGAUUCACUGUGUGUUCGUCAGUGAGCUCAAUGAGCAGGGAGAAGUGGUGGUCAUUCUGGAGCCAUUAGUUGGAGCGGAGACUUACGUUAAUGGGAAGCAGAUCACUGACGCAGUCAUCCUCAAACAAGGUAACCGCAUCGUGAUGGGGAAGAACCAUGUGUUCCGCUUCAACCACCCGGAGCAGGCAAGGCUGGAGAGGGAGCGCAGCGUGACUGCCGAGCAGCUGGGGGAGCCAGAGGACUGGAACUACGCUCAGAAGGAGCUGCUGGAGAAACAAGGCAUCGACAUCAAACUGGAGAUGGAGAAGAGGUUGCAGGACAUGGAGACUCAGUAUCGUAAAGAGAAGGAGGAGGCUGAUCUGCUGCUGGAGCAACACAGGCUGUAUGCUGACAGUGACAGCGGUGACGACUCGGACAAACGCUCCUGUGAGGAGAGCUGGAGGCUGAUUUCCUCCCUGAGAGAGAAACUACCUGCCAACAAGGUACAGUCGAUCGUGAAGCGUUGUGGUCUGCCCAGCAGUGGGAAGAGAAGGGAGCCACUCAGAGUCUAUCAGAUCCCACAGAGGAGGAGGAUCAGCAAAGACCCCAAACGGGUCACCAUCGAAGACCUCCGCAUGCAGGCUGUCAAAGAGAUCUGCUACGAGGUGGCUCUGGGAGAUUUCCGUCACUCCCGCCAGGAGAUCGAGGCGCUUUCCAUCGUCAAGAUGAAGGAACUCUGUCGCAUGUACUCCAAGAAGGACUCCAACGAGAGGGAGAACUGGAGGGCCGUGGCCCAGGACGUCUGUGACACCGUGGGCAUCGGAGAGGAGAGGAGUCCCCCCACAGAAGAGGGGGGAGGAGGAGGAGGAGGAGGAGAGACGGGGGAGGGAGGAGGAGAGAAGGGAAAAGUGUACGACCUGAAGGCUCACAUCGAUAAACUGACAGACAUUUUGGAGGAGGUGAAGCUGCAGAACAACAUGAAGGACGAGGAGAUCAAAGCUCUGAGAGACAGAAUGAUCAAGAUGGAGAGCAUCAUACCUGUGCAGGACGACGACGUGAACGGAGAAGGAGAGGAGUGUAAUCAGGGAGACGGGGAUGAAGGCAGUGGCGAUGUCCCUAAACAGCCAGAGGUCAGAGUUAAGCGGCUAAUGGACGAGGACCCGGCAUUCAGGAGAGGGCGCCUCCGCUGGCUGAAACAGGAACAGCAGAGAAUCCUGAACCUGCAGCAGCAGAACAUCACCAAGAAGCUCCGAGGACAGAACCAGAACCAGGGUCAGAACACGCCCACUGUCCCUGUUCACCUCCCAGGGACUGGACGCUUCAUCCCUCCCCAGGAAUGCAAACUGAAGUUUCCCUUUAAGAGUAACCCUGCCCACCGGUUGUCAUGGGGACCAGCCAGCGCCGCCCUGCAGGCCCUGGGUCUGGGGGAGACCGGAGGAGAUGGAGGGGAGGAGGGGGGGGGAGUGGAAGGUAAAACUUCUCCGUCACCUUCUCCUCCUCAGGGUCACUCUCCUGCUCUCUUGCCCCUCCCCUUCCAAGCCCCACCCCCUCGCAUGCGCACCCCCAGCCCCCAUCGCGCCUGGCAACAGCGUAAUCAAGGCAACCCGGGUAACCAGGGUAACCAGGGCAACCAGGGCGGCUUCCACUACCAUCAACAGGGCAACAACCAAAACCACCAGCGGCGCUACCGCCGCAACUCUUUGGAUAGCUCCACCCAUGGCAACAGUAACUACGACAGCAACCAGCAUCACGGUGGCGAUGGCAAUGGAGGCGGCGGUCACCAGGGACGACCAAGACAGAGGAGGGGGGUGUCACCAGGGCCUGUUGGGGAGUGGGGAGGAGGUAGAGGAGGAGGCGGUGGAGGGAGAGACAGAGACGGAGACGGAGGCUUCCAUUUUAGUCAACGCCAGCAAUAUCAGUUUCACCACCACCCCUACUACAAUCCCCACAAUGCACCAUUCCAGCCAGGACCUCACCCUAACUACCACAGCUUGCCACGCUCCGGGGUCCCGCCCCCUCCCGACAUGCUGAUUGGGGUGGGGCCGACACUGCCUGGGGGGUGGGGCUUCACCACUCCUCCAAGGAUGAGACGACAGUUCAGUGCACCAGACCUCAAACACAACAAGGAGACGCCCAUCUGACCUCUGACCUCCAACACAUGGACGACUCUGAUUGGUUGCAGGACAUAGGGCGCUCCUGAUGCUGUAGAGAUGCGUGUGCGUGUCUGUGUGUGUGUCUUUUGCCGCACUUUCCUAGACUGAGUCAAACCAUCACACACAUCCUGUAUCUUCAAUCCUGCUCUGUGUGUGUGUGUGUGUGUGUGUGCGUGUGUGCGUGCGUGUGUAGCUUUUACGUUAGCACAGGUUAGUUGUUGCCAUUGCAACACUUUCAUUUUUUGCUGUUAGUUGGGUUGUCACACAAGAUGGAAGUUUAUUACGUUAUGAGUUUUAUUGGUUUUAUUGAUAUCGAUUGAAGUUGUGGUCACGAGGUGCUACUGUGUGAGCUCCUGAGGCUAGCUCGUGUUAGCAGAAGGUUUUUUUUUUUGUGGGUUGGGUUGAGUUUCAGGGCAGAGCGGAUGUUUGUACUUGCACACACUUCAGUUUUAGCUCCUUUGUUUUAGCUGCUGUUAGCCCAGGAGGCUAACAACAGCUAACUAGCCUGGUUCAGCCUGCUUGUUCUGUGUUAGCUUGGGCUAGCCAGUUAGCCUAAGCAAGAAGCAAGGGAAGGCUCUUUAGCUUUUCAGGCUAAUAGGUAGUGAAAUGCUACACAAGCCCAAGUUUAGCCUAGCCUAGCCAAGGCAGCAUUCAUGUUAUAUGGGAAUUACAGGUUGUACGACUUUGAUUUCAACACAUUGAACUUAGUUUAAUUUUACAUUUAUUUUAUAAUCUGUUUAUGAACUUAACAGAAAUAUAUUUGUCAUGUUGCACCAUUGAGGAGAGCUAGAGCAAGUUUCGCAUUCUGAAGAAAGACACUAAUGUGGUUCUAACUUUAAAAUGAAUGAAAGUCAAAUCGUGAGUUGAAUGUUCUGGGUUUUUUUCCGUUGUUGAAGUGGAGGUCGUACGAGAGCUGUUCAAGACAACUUCCCCCUGAAGUUUGUUUCCGUCCCAUGUGACUUGAAUGCUGAGUCGCCAAGUGCUACAAACCAAAGAAAGCUGCUGUGUGGCGCCUCCUGCAGGUGAGCUGACAGACACACUGCUGUACUGAGAGAAGGGGUCGAGGACGUUGUAAAUGUUGAUGUGAAUUGCACGCAGAAUCGUUUUAAAGCGUCAUGUGUGUAUAUUUGAUUUGAGUUUUUAUGAAGAUGAAUCUAUUUUUAAAAGAACGCUCACGGUGAGUUCACUGUCAUAGGCAAUCGUUGGAAAAGCAGUAAGUGAUAGCUGAUGUGCGAUAAAGUAAUCAUCAUGGAUUAUAGUUUAUGUAAGGCUGUGAGGAGGGAACUCUGGGAAAUGUAGUCAGAGAGAGGAGGUGGAAAAGAGAAGGCACAGAAUGAAGAGAAGGAGAUUUUGUUUUGAUGCAAUGUUUUUAAAAUAUUGAGUGACAGGAGGACUAGUUCCUUCAUCAGGACCUGACACUACUUCAUAUUUAACUUGUCCUGAAGAGACGAGGAGUGAACACUGACUUCCUGCUACGACAGGAAGAUGAAAACUGUGGCUUCCUCUCGUUUGAGUCACGUGAUUUUACAUUUAAUGUCACUUUAAAGACUGAUUUUUUAUUUCAAUAUAAUGACCGGAGAUGACAGAUAUUUGUUUCCAGCUGAGUUCGACUGAGCUUUAACAGACUUUUUUUGUUUACCUCUGUAAAUAACAAGAAUUUUCAUUAUUGAUGAAUCAAUAAAUGUUGAAAACAGAGUAAAAUAAAAAGGUCUGAGGUGAAAGUCGAAAAACAUUUUCAAAGUGAAAUAAGACGGAAAAGAGCUGAAUUGAUGAAAUGAUAUAUGACGUUAAGUUGUUUCAGCCUGAAAAAUAUUUGCAGUGGUCAAGUUUUUUCUGCUGCGUUCCCUGCACCUCUGAAAUGUAGGAUGUUGUAAAAACAGCCACAAAUUUUCACCUACCUGGGUCGAGCUGAACGUAGCCGUUGAGUUUUAACGUCCCGCAAAGGACAAGUUAAUCGUCAGGAGGGGCUGGGCAUUAAAACCCCACCCCGACAAAGAGUAAGGCAUUGUGGGAGAUGACGAGUGGAGUUUUUGUGCUCCGUGACUGUAAAGGCCUUCUCACAAAGAAGGUAGGAACCAACCAAUGGGAGCGCUCCCUCUGGCCGGGAGGUAGUUACCACAAUAAUGAUGACAAAAACACAAGAACUGAUUGUGAUUGGCCCAAGAAGCGUGACAUCAGCAGAUCUUAAUUUCCACCAUGUUUCACUCUGCUGUCUCUGGUAUCGUGGGACAAUCUGGAUGACCUGUUGCCGCUGCCGGGCAUGAUGGGAAAAUAUGUUUUCCUAUUUGUUUAUGAUUUUUCAGUUUUGUUUUUUUUUAUUUUCCAGUUUCCAGCUCUGGCCUCUGUUUGGCUGGUUUGUACUUUUUCUUUUUGUGUAUUCAUUUCUUUCGGAGUAUUUUAACCCCGCCUCCAUGUUUGUUUUUUGCUUCAUGAUGUCAUCAUUACUAUUAUUGAUAUAAUUAUGAAGUUUUAAGUGUCGUUAAUGUUGGGUUCUUGCUGCUAAAGGGAGAUUGUUCACCCUCAUGCAAAUGUCUGUGUGCAUGUGUGUGUGUGUGCGCAUACCGUGUGUGCGUCUGUGUGUGUGUCUGUGUGCGCGUUUCCUGGUUAAUUUAGAGUCAUAAUCUAAAGUUUGUUUUUCUUUAUAAAGCUGAUUUUAUUGUUUUUCUUUUAAUUGUUUGUUUUUUGGAGUUUAAGGGGGGGGGCUGGCGGUUGUAGGAAGCCAUCACCAUGGCAACUCGACUCAGCAGAAUUCCAACCUCCGAGCCACAUGAUCACAGCAUGAACACGGACAUGGACAUGACAUCACGGUGUAGCCCCCCUCUAUUGGCUCGGUUGUUUGUGUGUCUGUGUUGUUGUAUCAGGAACCAAUCUCAGGCUCUACCUGCAGACAACAUGACGGCAAUAAAGUAUCGACAAACACGACUCCA
This is a messenger RNA of Paralichthys olivaceus (Japanese flounder), 6389 nucleotides long. The record is from RefSeq and is a predicted model, not a curated record. Lineage: Eukaryota; Metazoa; Chordata; Actinopteri; Pleuronectiformes; Paralichthyidae.